Messenger RNA from Drosophila kikkawai, 1205 nucleotides. Its product is annotated as dnaJ homolog subfamily B member 13. NCBI's taxonomy places the organism in Eukaryota, Metazoa, Arthropoda, Insecta, Diptera, Drosophilidae. The record is from RefSeq and is a predicted model, not a curated record. Gene Ontology annotation, cellular component: cytosol. Gene Ontology annotation, molecular function: protein-folding chaperone binding.
AGAAACAAUGAACCGCCCGGAGCUGGAUUAUUAUGCGGUGUUGGAUCAGCCGCGGGGAGCUACAAAGGAGCAGUUGACCUUGGCCUAUCGCCGUCUGGCCAUUCGUCUUUGUCCACAUCGCGACAAAAAGGAUGAGCAGGACUUUGUGCCCCUGGCCCAGGAGGGUCGGCUCACCCACCUCUCGCCCAUGGGCGAGCCAAGACAGUGGGCGUACAUCAAUAUGGCCUUCGAUGUUCUGGGCAACGAUCUCUACCGAGCCAUAUACGAUCGGUAUGGAGAAGCGGGUCUCUUUGAAGGGGUGAUGCUGCCGAACGGGUACUUUCCGCCGUAUCAGUACGAUGGCGAUCACAUGAAGGUCUACGAGCGAGUCUUUGCCAGCUACUCGCCAUACGCCAAUCUGAUAGAUGCCAUCGCCAAUCCUCCAAGCUUGUAUGCCAGCCGGCAGCAUGGCAUAGGUGUGCGUUCCAAGGAUGCCAACACGGAACGGAUCAUACAACUGUCUCUGGAAGAAGUUCGCACGGGGUGUGUGAAGCUGAUGAAUGUGUGGCGCCAGGAAAUUGUGGACUCGAAGGAGUCGCGGAUGGAAAAGCGGAAGCACACCCUCAAGCUGAAUAUUGCACCGGGAACCACAGCCGGAACUCGCUUCUGUUUUAAGGAGGAGGGCGACCGCUAUCCCGCCACCAUUCCGGGUGACAUCAUCUUCAUAGCCGCCGACAAGCCGCAUGACAUGUUUGAGCGGAGGAACCUCCACGAUUUGGCCUAUCGCCACGAUAUAGACUUGUGCCAGGCCUUCACAGGUUUCACGUUCUUCAUCAACACGCUGGACAAGCGGCAGUUGAAGGUCGUCAUCUCGGACGUUGUGCAGCCGGGUUACACCAAGGUGAUUCCUCUUGAGGGGCUGCCCAAGUGCCGCAACAUGGACGCGGUGACGGCCAUCAAGGAGGCCAACAAGAAAAUUGAGCAGUUCGGGGAUCUCAUCAUUGAAUUUAAUUAUAUUUUUCCCAAAUACUUGACACCGCAGAUGAAACACAUGGCUCGGGAUUUCUUCCGCAGCUUCCGCAAACUGGAGCUCGAGCUGGAGGAGGAGGAGGAACGCAACAUAGCCAAGUGUUAAGUGACUGUGUGUGUGCCAUAAGCACACUUUAAAUUAUGCGUAUAAUGAAAAUAAAUGAUUGGGAAUCAAUAUUCACAUUUGGCGACGAUAA